Molecule: messenger RNA, 1220 nt
Organism: Daphnia carinata
Lineage: Eukaryota; Metazoa; Arthropoda; Branchiopoda; Diplostraca; Daphniidae
Product: mitochondrial 2-oxoglutarate/malate carrier protein-like
Exons: 6
Coding region: 133-1062 (309 amino acids)
Biological process (GO): oxaloacetate transport; succinate transmembrane transport; thiosulfate transport
Molecular function (GO): thiosulfate transmembrane transporter activity; malate transmembrane transporter activity; sulfate transmembrane transporter activity
Source: RefSeq, a predicted model, not a curated record
UCCGGUAUCUGUUAUGGGACUAGAGUGGGUUACGUGUUAGAUCUGUUCACAGUUCUUGAUUCCGCAUUAUUGUUUUAAGAAAUUAUUGUAUUUCACUGCCAGAAGAAAAGAAAAAAAAAAGAGAAAAGAAAAAUGGGUGAAGCUCAGAUGCCAAAGCCAGUGAGGUUUGCCAUUGGAGGUUUGUCAGGAAUGGCUGCAACACUUUUUGUCCAACCGAUGGACCUCAUUAAAAACAGAAUGCAGUUGAGUGGUGAAGGUGGCAAAGCCAAAGAACACAGAAACACUUUGCAUGCCAUCAGAUCUAUUAUGUUGAAAGAAGGGAUUUCUGGAAUGUACUCUGGUUUAUCUGCUGGUCUUCUUAGACAGGCAACAUACACCACUACUAGGCUUGGGAUUUAUACAUGGCUUUUUGACUCAAUGAGCAGUCCUGAUGGUAAACCACCUGGUUUUGCUACGAAAGCUGUUCUUGGAAUGGCAGCAGGAGUAGUUGGAGCAUUUGUGGGAACUCCAGCAGAAGUUGCCCUUAUUCGUAUGACAGCAGAUGGAAGAUUGCCAGAGGCAGACAGAAGGAAUUACAAGCAUGUAGGUGAUGCAUUGGUUAGGAUGCUUAGAGAAGAAGGAUUAUUCACACUUUGGAGAGGAGCGAUACCAACCAUGGCGAGAGCCAUGGUGGUUAAUGCUGCCCAACUUGCCUCAUAUUCCCAAGCCAAGCAAUCUCUAAUGUCAACCGGCUAUUUUAGCGAAAACGUCGUUCUUCACUUUUGGGCUUCCAUGAUUAGCGGCCUUGUUACGACGGCCGCAUCCAUGCCCGUCGACAUUGCCAAAACUAGACUUCAGAACAUGAGGUUUAUUGACGGCAAGCCAGAAUACAAGGGUGCAGUUGAUGUCUUAGGUCGUGUAGUGCGCACCGAGGGUAUCUUUGCCCUGUGGAAAGGAUUCACGCCAUACUACGCUCGCAUUGGUCCGCACACUGUACUCACCUUUAUUUUCCUUGAACAGAUGAACACGUUUUACAAGCAACAUAUUCUCGGUCUGAAGAACGCCAAAGGCGGUGGAAUCUAAUCAUGUGGUUGGUUAUAGAUGUUUUAAGUAGAAGAAUCGUCAAAAUGAAGCCUGAUAUUUGAUCCACAAUUUGUUUUGUCGACUCAUUAAUUGAUGACUGAAUAUAUUUUAGGUGGCUGGUCGUUGUAUCCAUAUAAUAAGAUCAUAAUUCCAUCAAA